GGUGAUGAGAAGCCCGUUGGAGAGGAGUAAACAGCAGAUGCAAAUAAGGAGGCCACUGCUAAAGAACCUGAAGAAAAGGAACCAGAAGAUAAGGAAAUGACUCUUGAAGAAUAUGAGAAGGUGCUAGAAGAGAAGAGGAAGGCCCUGCAGCCACUCAAGGCCGAGGAAAGAAAGGUGGAUACUAAAGUGUUUGAAUCCAUGCAGCAGAUCUCAAGCAAGAAGGGGAAUGAUGACAUCUUUAUUAAAUUGGGCUCUGAUAAGGAUAAGCGGAAAGAGGCUUCUGAGAAGGAUGAGAAAGCUAAAAAGUCUGUCAGCAUUAAUGAGUUCUUGAAGCCUGCUGAAGGGGAAAGGUACUACAGCCCAGGUGGUCGUGGGCGAGGGCGUGGUCGUGGUGCCAGAGGAUUCAGUAACAGAGAUGCAACGAGCAAUGUGGUAGCUCCUUCCAUAGAAGAUCCUGGGCAGUUCCCGACCUUGGGUGGCAAGUGAGACCUUUUAGAACCCCACAUUAGAUCUUCUUGGUUGACCAUUUGUGGGCUCUUUUUUCGUAAAUCUUGGCAGGAAGUUGACUACAAUAAUGUGAUUUCCUGAAUUUGAAAAAACAACUUCAUUUUAUGCUUUAAAAUGUAUAUUUCAGGUAUUUCAUUUGCUGCUCUCCCUGUAGUCACCUUUAAAUGGUAUGAUAUCAUUUUACUGUGUUGAGAA
Molecule: messenger RNA, 702 nt
Organism: Hevea brasiliensis (rubber tree)
Lineage: Eukaryota; Viridiplantae; Streptophyta; Magnoliopsida; Malpighiales; Euphorbiaceae
Product: RGG repeats nuclear RNA binding protein A-like
Exons: 4
Coding region: 97-486 (129 amino acids)
Cellular component (GO): nucleus; cytoplasm
Molecular function (GO): RNA binding
Source: RefSeq, a predicted model, not a curated record